UUCGACGUGUACCGCUUCUCCAUCUCCUGGACGCGCCUCCUGCCCGACGGCGCACUCGGCAACGUCAACAAGGCCGGCGUGGACUACUACAACAACCUCAUCACCGAGCUCCUGUCCAAAGGGAUCCGGCCCGUGGUCACCCUAUACCACUGGGACCUCCCCCAAGCCCUCCAGGACAUGGGCGGCUGGCCGAAUCCCGUGAUCGUCGACUACUUUGUGGACUACGCGGACCUGGCGUUCCGUCUGUUCGGCGACCGGGUGAAGAUGUGGAUCACGCUGAACGAGCCCUUGGAGUACUGCGGCGAGGGGUACGGCACGGGGCACAACGCGCCCCGGGUCAACCUGACCGGCGCGGCCGACUACCUGUGCGGGCACACCGCGCUGCUGGCGCACGCCCGCGCCUACCGCCUGUACCGAGACAAGUACGCCGACGAGCAGAAGGGCCGGGUCGGCAUCACGCUCAACAGCGAGUGGUACGAGCCCAAGAACGCGACGGGCGAGGAGGACCGCCUGGCCGCCGAGCGCGCCCAGCAGUUCGAG
This is a messenger RNA of Frankliniella occidentalis (western flower thrips), 540 nucleotides long. Its product is annotated as myrosinase 1-like. Gene Ontology annotation, molecular function: beta-glucosidase activity. Gene Ontology annotation, biological process: carbohydrate metabolic process. NCBI's taxonomy places the organism in Eukaryota, Metazoa, Arthropoda, Insecta, Thysanoptera, Thripidae. The record is from RefSeq and is a predicted model, not a curated record.